This is a messenger RNA of Priceomyces carsonii, 1407 nucleotides long. RefSeq names its product Opy2p (gene OPY2). The transcript has a single exon. The record is from RefSeq and is a predicted model, not a curated record. NCBI's taxonomy places the organism in Eukaryota, Fungi, Ascomycota, Pichiomycetes, Serinales, Debaryomycetaceae. Bases 1 to 1407 code for a protein of 468 amino acids.
AUGUCUCUCACACAAGAUAUAGACGUACCUACGAAGAUCUAUCUCUUCGAAAGGGACACUACGUCACUGUAUCCUACUGACGAUCAAGGAUGUUAUAUAUGCCCUUCGAGUAUCCCAAAGUGUCCAAAGUGCGAUGAUGAUGAAGAAUGUAUUCUCGUCAGCUCUUCUUGUAAGAGUUGUCCAACUCCUAGAUGUGAAAAGAAAACGGGUAGCACAAGUAGUGGAAAAAGCGUACCGGUGGGUGGGAUAGUUGGUGGUGUCUUGGGCGGCGUGGCUUUACUUUUGAUAAUUGGUGGCAUAUUAUAUUGGAAAUUUUUGUACAAAAGGCGGCCCCCAAUGUAUUUAGACGACGAUGACAUCAUGAUGGGUGAUUUAAAAGAUGAAGAGGAUGAUUAUGAAUAUAAUGACGAUGAGAACGACUCUAAUGAAAACUUAAAGAGAUCACCUUCCAGAUUUCAAGAAACACAGGUAUCCAGACAGCCUAACCCUAGCCGUCCUUCAAAUAGAAGAGUAUCAUCUUACGAGUCUUUUACUAGACCAAGAGCUCGAUACGCAAGAGGUAACCAAGGCAGGGCCAGAGCAUCAGCGGCGGCAGCACGUAGAAGACAGAUGAAACGAGUUCCAUCCCUGAACCUCAAUAGCGAUAGGAAUUCUAUCGCUACGUCUGUGUCCACGACCAAUGCGUCUAAUAUCUUACCUAUCGCAUAUAUACCUGGUGUAACUGUCCGGCCCACAAAAAAUAACACUAAAUCCAUAUACUCCUAUGACAGUGAGUCGACAAUGGACUGGUCGGCUCUUGAAAAUGCUUCAAUUGUCGGUGAUUCGGCUAAGGCAAACAAUCAGAAUCACCUAGACUCCACUAUGGUUGCAAUCAAAGCACAGCCAAGACUUAUUGAUGUUGAUAGAAUAGAAGAGGAAGAUGAAGAUAUCACGGACGACGAGAACGAUACAGGAAUGAGAGAAGAUUCCUUUGGAACCACUGCUAAUUCAUCUUCUGAUUUUAUUAAGAAUGACGAGAGUGAGUUUGCAAAUAUGAACGCGACCACGUUGUCAGAUAUAUCUGAUGCCGAAGAAGUAGAUGAUUCAGAUGUGGAUUCAGAUAUCGGAGAAAUAGCAAGGGCGACAAGUGUAAGGAGACAAGGCAGUCAGUCACAGAAGGACUAUACUUCGCAGGACCGAGAGAUUGUAUUGGACGUGCACCCAGACGGUGAUGAGCAGGAACCCCCACAUUUUACCCCCGUGCCAGUACUUAGGCCACAGCAGACAGACGAUGCAACUCUACCAGACUCCGGCACUGGGUCUUUUGUUUUAGAAGUAGAGGUUGACGAUAAUAAUGAUCCCCAAUACCCGCAACAAACAAGCCCCUUUGAAGAUCCUAUUGACUAUAAAAAUACGAAUAUCAAAUAA